This is a messenger RNA of Telopea speciosissima, 1677 nucleotides long. Its product is annotated as magnesium transporter MRS2-1-like. The transcript has 5 exons. The record is from RefSeq and is a predicted model, not a curated record. The coding region runs from base 30 to 1397 and encodes 455 amino acids. Gene Ontology annotation, biological process: magnesium ion transport; transmembrane transport. Gene Ontology annotation, cellular component: membrane. NCBI's taxonomy places the organism in Eukaryota, Viridiplantae, Streptophyta, Magnoliopsida, Proteales, Proteaceae. Gene Ontology annotation, molecular function: magnesium ion transmembrane transporter activity.
CAGAAGCAGAAGUUGGAGUUUCUCCAUUAAUGGCGGACCUCAAAGAACGCCUCCUUCCGCCGAGGCCCGCUUCGUUGAUGAACCUUCCCGGAAGACCCUCUUCGUCUAUUAAUCCAAGAGAACCAUCUUCUCGGCCUUCGGGCUCUGGUCGCCCGCUUUUGCAGGGAAUGGAUUUUCUGGGACUGAAGAAGCGUGGGCAAGGCCUCAGGUCAUGGAUUCGUGUUGACACUUCUGGGAAUUCUCAGAUCAUCGAGGUCGACAAGUUCACCAUGAUGCGCCGCUGUGAUCUCCCUGCACGUGACCUCAGAUUGCUUGACCCACUUUUUGUAUACCCAUCUACGAUUCUCGGCAGAGAGAAGGCGAUUGUCGUCAAUCUAGAGCAGAUUCGAUGUAUAAUUACGGCUGAUGAGGUUUUGCUUUUGAAUUCACUCGAUAAAUAUGUGUUGCAGUACGUAGUGGAGCUUCAGAGGCGUUUGACGACGCCUGCGGUUGGGGAGGUUUGGCAACCCGAUGAGUCUAAUUUGAAUCCGAAUAGAGGAAGUAGGAAUUUUGAUAACGUGUUUGGAGAUACGUCGCCGGAUUACCUGCCCUUCGAAUUUAGGGCGCUUGAGGUGGCUCUGGAGGCUGCUUGUACCUUUCUUGAUGCUCAGGCUGCAGAGUUAGAGAUAGAAGCAUAUCCUUUGUUAGAUGAAUUGACUUCGAAGAUCAGUACCUUGAACUUGGAACGUGUACGCCGCUUGAAAAGUAGACUUGUUGCUUUGACUCGUAGAGUUCAGAAGGUAAGGGAUGAGAUUGAGCAGUUAAUGGAUGAUGAUGGUGAUAUGGCUGAAAUGUAUCUAACUGAGAAGAAGACGCGGAUGGAGUCAUCAUCAUUCUAUGGUGAUCAGUCCAUAAUGGGGUACAGCUCAGUUGGGGGUGCACUCUCAGUUUCUGCCCCAGUUUCUCCUGUUUCUUCACCUCCUGAUGGCCGGAAGCUUGAGAAGAGCUUGAGCAUCACAAGAAGCAGGCAUGAGAGCAUGAGGAGUUCAGAGACUGCCACUGAGAACAUAGAAGAGCUGGAGAUGCUGUUAGAGGCAUACUUUGUGGUCAUUGAUAGUACCCUCAACAAGCUGACAUCUCUGAAGGAGUACAUUGAUGAUACAGAGGACUUCAUCAACAUUCAGUUGGAUAACGUUCGGAACCAGCUGAUCCAAUUUGAAUUACUGCUUACAACUGCAACAUUUGUUGUUGCAAUCUUCGGUGUGGUAGCAGGGGUCUUUGGUAUGAACUUCACGAUUCCAUUGUUUGAUGAUCCAAGUGCAUUCAAGUGGGUUCUUGUAAUCACUGGAAUAGUGGGGGUGGUUAUAUUCUUCUCAUUUUUGUUCUUCUUCAAGUACAGAAGACUGAUGCCCUUGUAGAAAAGAAAAAAAAAAAAACUAGGGAAAUGGAAGAUGAUUUUUUCAUGCUCUUUGUAAAUAAUAAAAGAGAAAUGAAUUCAGGAAAGACGUGAGAGCCAAGGUAAAGGAAGCUCUCUGUCAAAGGCAUUUUUGGCCCCCUCUCUUAGUAAUUCAGUUAUUGUUGUAUGGACAUAGAAAUCCCAUGUUGCUAUGCUCUCCCUUGUACAUGAAAUUUCUAAUUUGUGAUCCCAGGAAACCUGGGAGGUAUCUCUUUAUACAAUUUAAAAUUUUCUUUUUCAUC